CCAGUCCACUCGGGUGAGCGAGGCGCGUGCUGGUGGGGACAAAAGCCCACGCAGCUGCUACCAUUGCUCACUCGGGAGGCGGAGGGAAGCCCGCGCCACUUGCUGCGAGGAUAUACCGACAUCUCAUGGACUCCAUACUGGCACUACUCUCUCAUUAUGCGCGUCCCAUCUUAACUAACUUCCUUAGCCACCUGUUUUAAUGUGUUUUAUGUCUUUGCGCUCCACUGUGAGGUAGAGUGUUUUUGUUUUUGUUCUUGUCCACCGACGUUCCACUGUCCCGUGGAUGUUACCGCCGGGGUCGUUGUUCGAGUCCAGUGGGACCAGCCCGGUUCCUGUUCUUUCCAAACGGAUGAGGAUUAAAUCUGCGGAGAUGCUGCUCAUUCUGUGGCUUCUACCUCUGAGCGGAGCUGCUCCAACCGAGCAAGAGGACAGAGGGGUGGACUGGCUGAGCAAGUUUGGUUACCUGCCGCCCGCCGACCCUGUGACUGGCCAACUUCAGACCAAGGAGGCCCUCACCAAGGCCAUCAAGGCCAUGCAGAAAUUCGGAGGCCUCACGGAGACUGGAGUCUUUGAUCAAGCUACGCUGGGUCUAAUGAAAACACCCAGAUGUUCUCUGCCAGAUGUCUCUGAGACUGAAGUGACGGCGGGCCGCAGAAAACGAAGUCUGACUCCUCCCAACAAAUGGAAAAAGAGGCAUUUGUCAUGGAGAGUGAGGACCUUCCCAAAGGAUUCGGCCUUACUGGGCAGAGACACCAUUCGAGCCCUCAUGUAUUACGCCCUGAAGGUGUGGAGCGACAUCGCACCGCUGAACUUCCACGAGGUGGCAGGAAGCAACGCAGACAUUCAGAUCGACUUCACUAAAGCCGACCACAAUGAUGGAUACCCCUUUGACGGGCCAGGGGGCGCCGUGGCCCAUGCUUUUUUUCCCGGAGAGAGGUUCACCGCUGGGGAUACGCACUUUGAUGACGAUGAGGCUUGGACCUUCAGAUCACCAGACUCUCACGGGAUGGACCUGUUUGCGGUGGCCGUCCAUGAGUUCGGUCAUGCCAUCGGCCUGGUCCACACCUCAGCCAUGGAGUCCAUCAUGAGACCGUAUUACCAGGGUCCUGUGGGAGACCCUCUGAAGUAUGACUUACCCUAUGAAGACAAGGUCCGAGUCUGGCAGCUCUAUGGUGUUCGUGACUCUGUGUCCCACACAAACCACCCAGGCACCCCUUCCCAAACAUCUGAACCUCCCAUCCUGUUGGACAUUCCGCAAAACAAAUCCAUCCUGCAGCUUGCACGAGACACUCCAGACAGAUGCACCAGCUACUUUGAUGCAGUGGCCCAGAUACGCGGCGAGGCCUUUUUUUUCAAAGGAAAAUACUUUUGGCGUCUCACUCGAGAGAAGCACCUGGUGUCACUGCGUCCCGCUCAGAUCCACUGGUUCUGGAGGGGCCUGCCCGCCAAUCUGGACAGUGUGGACGCCGUGUACGAGAGACCCGGAGACCACAAAAUAGUCUUUUUUAAAGGUCUCAAGUACUGGCUGUUCAAAGACAACAUCAUGGAGGAGGGUUACCCCCGCCCGAUCAGCGACUUCGGCCUGCCUUUGGAGGGAGUGGACGUGGCGUUCGUGUGGCCGCACAACGAGAAAACCUACUUCUUCAAGGACAACCGCUACUGGCGCUACGACGACCACCUGAGGCGCAUGGAUGUGGGCUACCCUAAAGACAGCACGCUGUGGAAGGGGCUGCCGCCGCACCUGGAUGACGCCAUGAGGUGGUCUGACGGUUCGUCCUACUUCUUCAAGGGGAAAGAGUACUGGCGUGUGCCGAGCAGCGACAUGGAGGCGGAGGCGGGCUACCCUCGCCUCAUCGCCAAAGACUGGCUGCUGUGCACCGAAAUGCAGUCGGACUCUCCGGGCGCGGAGCCCAAAAGCACCGACACCAGAGUCAACGUGCGCCAACACCCGGACCACGCCGAGAACGGCUACGAGGUGUGCUCGUGCACAUCGGACACGGCGUCGCCUUUAGGUGCCCGUCUCUCCCCGUCCCCCUUGUGGCUGCUGCCGCCUCUCUGGACGCUCCGGCAAGCCCUCUGCUCUCAACCGCUAUGAUGCCAAAAGUCAUCACACAACGUGAGCGAGCACUCAGCAGAAACAGGAACAUUUCGAUCAGAUGAUUACUUUUGGAAUUAUUUAUUUCACAAUCCUUCUGGCAGCUUCUUCUGGGACACUGAAGCUGUUUUGUUUACAAAAUCAACAACAGAAAUAUUCUUGUGUUGCAUCCAGGAAGCAGGAAACAUGGGGGCUCAAAAACAAACUGUUACUUACGGUACAUAAACAUACAUUUUUUGUACUUUCCAAGAACCCAUCAUGUGUGUUUGCGUAUGACAGCGAAACAAGAAAACACAAGCGUUACUUAUUGUCACUGUCCAAUAACAACCGGGCGCAGCGGAUACCUGAUAUUCAAGACGGUUACAUUCAAAAACUCGCCCGCGAAUGGCAAAAAAACACACACAAAAAAAAAGCCUAGUUUUGAUACUCUAAACCAGAGGUGUGCAAAGUGCGGCCCGGGGGCCAUUUGAGGCCCGUUGUUUCUAAUUGUCAAAAAGAAAACCAAAAAAAAAAAAGCUGUACUACAACAAGCAAAAAAUUUUUAUUUCACAAGAACGUAGUGUAAUACUAUGAGGAAAAAUGACGUCAUUUUAGUAGCAUAAAGUUGAAAUAUUAAAGAAAAAAGAAAUUGUUAGAAAAAGUCGUAAUAUUAUGAAAAAGAAACAAAACAUCAAAUAAAUUUGCAAGUUUUGAAAAAUUAGGUUGUGUACAAAGUUAUGUUACAAGAAUAAAAUCAUAAUUAUGAGAAAAAAAUUUACAAGAGGAAACUUGGAAAAAAAAAAGUAAUUAACAAAAAAAAACAGGUGGAAUUUUAUAAGAAUAAAGUCGAAAUAUUAGGAGAAAAAAAAUUCUUUGAACGUAAAAAAAAGUCACAGUUUCAUGAGAAUAAAUGUGUAAUAUUAUGGGGAAAAAUAACGUCAUUUUAAUAGCAUAAAGUUGAAAUAUUAAAGAAGAAAGAAUUUUUUUUAAGUCGUAAUAUUAUAAGAAAGAAACAAAACAACAAAUAAAUUUGUAAGUUUUGGAAAAUUAGGUCGUGUACAAAGUUAUAAUGUUAUGAGAAUAAAAUCAGAAUUACGAGAAGAAAAUUUACAAGAGGAAACUAGGGAAAAAAACGUAAUAAAAAAACAGCUGUAAUUUUAUAAGAACAAAGUCAAAAUAUUAAGAGAAAAACAUUUAUUUGAACGUGAAAAAAAGUCACAGUUUCAUGGGACUAAACGUGUAAUAUUAUGAGGAAAAAUAACGUCAUUUUAGUAGCAUAAAGUUGAAAUAUUAAAGAAGAAAGAAAUUGUUAGAAAAAGUCAUAAAAUUAUGAAAAAGAAACAAAACAUCAAACAAAUUUGUAAGUUUUGAAAAAUUAGGUUGUGUACAAAGUUAUGUUACAAGAAUAAAAUCCUAAUUAUGAGAAGAAAAUUUACAAGAGGAAACUUGGAAAAAAAAUGUAAUUAACAAAAAAAAACAGGUGGAAUUUUAUAAGAAUAAAGUCGAAAUAUUAGGAGAAAAAAAAUUCUUUGAACGUAAAAAAAAGUCACAGUUUCAUGAGAAUAAAUGUGUAAUAUUAUGGGGAAAAAUAACGUCAUUUUAAUAGCAUAAAGUUGAAAUAUUAAAGAAGAAAGAAUUUUUUUUAAGUCGUAAUAUUAUAAGAAAGAAACAAAACAACAAAUAAAUUUGUAAGUUUUGGAAAAUUAGGUCGUGUACAAAGUUAUAAUGUUAUGAGAAUAAAAUCAGAAUUACGAGAAGAAAAUUUACAAGAGGAAACUAGAGAAAAAAACUUAAUCAAAAAACAGCUGUAAUUUUAUAAGAACAAAGUCAAAAUAUUAAGAGAAAAACAUUUAUUUGAACGUGAAAAAAAGUCACAGUUUCAUGGGACUAAACGUGUAAUAUUAUGAGGAAAAAUAACGUCAUUUUAGUAGCAUAAAGUUGAAAUAUUAAAGAAGAAAGAAAUUGUUAGAAAAAGUCAUAAUAUUAUGAAAAAGAAACAAAACAUCAAAUAAAUUUGUAAGUUUCGGAAAAUUAGGUUGUGGUCAAAGUUAUAAUGUUACGAGAAUAAAAUCCUAAUUAUGAGAAGAAAAUUUACAAGAGGAAACUAGGGAAAAAAACGUAAUCAAAAAACAGCUGUAAUUUUAUAAGAACAAAGUCAAAAUAUUAAGAGAAAAACAUUUAUUUGAACGUGAAAAAAAGUCACAGUUUCAUGGGACUAAACGUGUAAUAUUAUGAGGAAAAAUAACGUCAUUUUAGUAGCAUAAAGUUGAAAUAUUAAAGAAGAAAGAAAUUGUGAGACAAAGUCGUAAUAUUAUGAGAAGGAAACAAAACAACAAAUAAAUUUGUAAGUUUUGGAAAAUUAGGUUGUGUACAAAGUUAUAAUGUUACAAGAUUAAAAUCCUAAUUGCGAGAAGAAAAUUUACAACAGGAAACUAGCGAAAAAAAUUAACGAAAAAACAGCUGUAAUUUUAGUCAUUUUAGUAGCAUAAAGUUGAAAUAUUAAAGAAGAAAGAUUUUCUGUUUUAAACAUAAUAUUUUGAGAAAGAAACAAAACAACAAAUACAUUUGUAAGGCUUGGAAAAUUAGUACAAAGUUCUAAUGUUACGAGAAGAAAAUCAUAAUUACGAGAAGAAAAUUUACAAGACGGAAAAAAACAAGAAUAAACUCAAAAUAUUAAGACAAAAACAUUUAUUUUACAGAUCGGAGCACAGACGAAAGAACCGGUGUCUCCCAACUACAAACAAUGGCUGUCACGUAGCCAGACAGCCAAUCAGCAGCAUGGGCGUGUAGUUGUCCCGCCUCCGCCAAGAGCGAUGGCCACUGAAAACAGAGAGCUCCAAAUCGUAUUUGUUGGAAGAUUCUGCUGUGCCUGCUUUUCAUUGGACAGUGACGCUACAGUACGAUAAUUGGGAUGACUCACCAUUGAAGAACUGUUGGGGAAGAUGACGUAUUUUUUCAACAAAUGUAAGGAAUGCAUUAGUGAAUGUGAACAUGGCCCAUCCCAUCAGGCACGGGACGUUGACACGACGUUGACUAAACAUUCAUGACGUUGAACGUUUAAAGUUGAAAUGACGUUGCAAAAUAGUUGACAUUGAAUUGUAACAUUGAAGCAAUGUUGUACCGCAAGGUUGAAACAACGUUGCAAAAUAGUUGUAUUUACUAUUAUUAUUAUUAUUAUUAUUACUAAUUCUGUUUUCUCAAAUGUAGAGAAUCCAAAUGUCCAAAAAAAAGUUUAAUUAAGUGUUCAAAUUUGGAGUGACCAAAAUCGAACAGUCAACAGUCAGUGAAUAUAAAUGUCCGCAAAUGUAUUUUGUUUCAACAUUGUGAUUGUGUUGCUCAACGUCAUGACCUAAAUCAACACUUUGUCAACGCUGUUUCAAUGUCAUGUGCCUUUUUAUUAUUAUGGUUCCCAUCAUCAUUUUAUUUACUCUUUUUAUGUUUACUAUAUUGGGUAAUAGGAGUAUAAAGGUGACUAUAGGGGUGUUAUGUCAUGUCUAGAGGGCUCUAAUGAUGUUAAAAACCGUAAUUAGAAGGUUGUAAACAGGUUUUCUACGCUCUAACUAGAAAAAUAUUCCUUUCAUAAAUAAGAAGUUCUACUCUGCAAAGGUUCACUUACCACAGUCGGGUCUGGAACCAAUUAACUGCGAUAAACGAGGGAUUACUUUCACACAGGCAGCGUCCCGCCUCUGUUGUGGCUCUGUGAAAAAUUGCUUUGCCCGCCACAGAAAGUUUUUGUUUCCAGGUUGUGUCAGCAACAACAGAUGCUUUCUUACAUGGUUGUUUGUUUCCUUUUUUUUUUGUUUAAUCUCAUGUUUAGCACGACCGGUUGAGCUGAAGCCACAGACAUCCACAGUCUAAACUUGUACAAGCUAAUAGCUGCCAGGAGAACAUCUGGCUUCCACUUUUGGAGCCAAAGUUGCCAACUUUCAAAGUGAUGUUUUCCUCGCACAAAAAAAAAAAAGAAAAUCCCUUAACUGCUCCCCCGAGGAGGCGAGCGGCCGCUCUCGUUUUGCCUUUUGCAACACUUUAUCAAUUUCCCAUCUGCUUCGGCGGCGUCGCUCGCUCCCGCUGCCGCAUCUUUUAGAUUGUGUUGAUCAAGUCGUUGAGGCCUGAUUGAGUCGUUUGCUGUAGAGUUUCUAUUUCUCUAUUAGACCCGCUAUGUUGGACCGGAGGGGUUGUGCACUUCCUGCAAAAUCUAGUGUAUAUUUUAAGUUGGAUUUUGUAUUGUAAAAUAUUUUUAUAGAAAAAAAUAAAAAUGUAUGUGAGUGACGGAUCUCUAUUGAGGCACCGCUGUCUUCUUUUCUUAUGUCUUGUCUCGUUGCGCUUCAUCUUGUCAGUCAGCUCACACAUACACUUGCACACACACACACACACACACACACACACACACACACACACAACAGACGUGUUGGCACACGCGUACAACAACGAAGUGUUUAAGCAAAUGAAGUUGCUAGCUUACAAGUUAAUACGUUUAUUAGUGUGAAAACAACAAGCCUUAUUGCUCCACUGUAUGACUGGCUACUUUUCUAAAACCCCACACUGUAAUUUUUGCUAGUAAUGAUGUGUUUGUUUCCCUUGAGGGCUUUGGAUGUCCACUUGAAGCCGUAAGUGAAGCAAUACUCUUUUUCGCCAGUGGAUGGCAGUGUUGGCGAGAGGACGCGAUGAAGAACGUUGCUUUACGACCGUCGUAGAAAAACAUUACUAUUUUGGGUGAUAACUUCACUUUCUGUACGAUCAAUAAUUGCAAAAAAUCCUUUAUUGUAUUAUUUAAAUUGUAAGCAAACUGUUUUUAUUCUCUUUUUUUAUUAUUAUCAUUAUUGUUUGAGCCAGUCGCGUUUAGCAUGUAAGCCUCAAUUAAAACACAUGCUUUAUGUAUUGCU
Molecule: messenger RNA, 6957 nt
Organism: Dunckerocampus dactyliophorus (ringed pipefish)
Lineage: Eukaryota; Metazoa; Chordata; Actinopteri; Syngnathiformes; Syngnathidae
Product: matrix metalloproteinase-17-like
Exons: 10
Coding region: 284-2095 (603 amino acids)
Biological process (GO): proteolysis; collagen catabolic process; extracellular matrix organization
Cellular component (GO): extracellular matrix
Molecular function (GO): metalloendopeptidase activity; zinc ion binding
Source: RefSeq, a predicted model, not a curated record